Messenger RNA from Fusarium mangiferae, 1737 nucleotides. RefSeq lists its product as uncharacterized. Gene Ontology annotation, molecular function: heme binding; peroxidase activity. Lineage: Eukaryota; Fungi; Ascomycota; Sordariomycetes; Hypocreales; Nectriaceae. The record is from RefSeq and is a predicted model, not a curated record. The transcript has a single exon. Bases 1 to 1737 code for a protein of 578 amino acids. Gene Ontology annotation, biological process: cellular response to oxidative stress; hydrogen peroxide catabolic process; response to reactive oxygen species.
AUGAAGUUUACCGUUCUCAUUGCAGCAGCUCUGGCUGCUGCGCCUAUCCCAGAGGCUGCUGCUCACCCUGGCAUGGGUGAGACCAUCAAGGAGAUCGAACGAAUUGCUGCUCGUAGCUGGGGCAGUGGAUGGGGUGGAAACAAGUGGCCAGGACAAGGCAACGGCGGUGGCUCAAGCUCCUGGCCUGGUCAGAAUAACGGAGGAAGCUCUAGCUCCUGGCCUGGCCAAAGCAAUGGCAAUGGAGGUGGUUCCAGUUCUUGGCCUGGACAGACCAACAGUGGCGGCUCAAGCUCCUGGCCUGGACAGAGCAGUGGAAAUGGAGGAGGAUCUAGCUCAUGGCCCGGCCAGAGCAGCGGAGGUAGUGGCAGCGGAAGCAACAGUGGCAGUGGCAGUGGCAGUGGCUGGUCCGGAGACAGCUUCGAUGCCCACUCCCUCAUCGGCGACCUUGCCACCCUCAGCGACAAGUCCCUCACUUCGGUCGGCAGUGACAUCAAGAAGAUCCUUCAAGGCAAUGGCAACCCCACCAGCCGCGAGCGCUACUUUGGCUGCCCUUCCAUGAACUCUCAACGUUGCAAGCGUGAUACCUGCUGUGUCUGGCAAUACAUCUCCAACGAACUCGAGGACAAGUUCCGGGGCGAGGCUGGCCGUUGCACACGCUGGGCUCGAUAUGCUGUGCGCAUUGGCUUCCACGAUGCCGGUACCUGGUCUCUCAAGACCGCUUCGCAAGGAGGUGGUGCCGAUGGCUCCAUCAUUCUCUCCAACGAGCUCACCCGUGGCGAGAACAUGGGUCUUCAGCAGAUCGGCGAGUACUACCAGACCAUCUACGACAAGUAUCACACACAGUAUGGUUUCACCCAGGUCACCAUGGCUGAUCUGAUCCAAAUGGGCUCCAACAUUGCUGCCGUUACCUGCCCUCUCGGCCCCCGUGUCCGCUCUUUCGUUGGACGCAAGGAUAGCACCAAGGCCAACCUCGGCGGUCUUCUGCCAAGCGUUUACUCUGAUGCUCUCACUCUGAUCAACCUCUUCAAGGACAAGACAAUUGGCCCCGAUGACCUUGUUGCUCUUAUCGGCGCGCACACAACCUCUCAGCAGCAUCACACCAACAUUGAUCGUGAUGGCGAUCCUCAGGACAGCACUCCCGGCGUCUGGGAUAUUCUCUUCUACCAGCAAACCAUUGACCAGAACGCCCCCAAGCGUGUCUACAAGUUCCCCAGUGAUGUGGCACUCGCCAACCACCCCCUUACCCAACCUGCCUUUGAGGCCUUUGCCAGCGGCAGCACUGGCCAAGCCGCCUGGAACGUGGUGAGUAUUGUUCAAAAAUAUUUCGUGAAGCAAGCACUGACUUUUCCCAGGACUAUGCCCGCGCCUAUGUCCGUCUCAGUCUCUUGGGCGUCAACAAUAUCAACAGCCUCACCGAGUGCACAAAGGUCCUCCCUCAACCCGUCGAGUCCUACCGCCACAAGGACAAGGGCCGAUUCAACAAGUGGCUCCAGACCGAUGACAACUCGUGGACCUCCAAGAGUGUCUCCAAGGAUGUCGAUGAUGGUUACGAGAUCUCUGUCCCUGAAAACAAGAUUCCUUCCAGGCGCGGUCCAUGGAAGACAUGGGCCAGUGGUACAUUCAAGUGGUGGUAAGCAUGGCUCGACAGCACAUCUUCUAUAUAACAAUGGCCCACUCGACAAUAAUAUGUUGUUACGUAUAAAUAGUGAGUCGAAAACGGGCGUUUUGGGUUCAUGA